Molecule: messenger RNA, 1319 nt
Organism: Acyrthosiphon pisum (pea aphid)
Lineage: Eukaryota; Metazoa; Arthropoda; Insecta; Hemiptera; Aphididae
Exons: 3
Coding region: 215-1174 (319 amino acids)
Source: RefSeq, a predicted model, not a curated record
UAUUGCAGAUUGAAGUUUCGUAAAUCGUAGUUGGUUUGAGGUCAGUAUGAAGAGUGAUACAUUUCUUAGAUAUUUUAGUUUAUACUGUUCCUUAUAAAAUUGUAGUUUUUAAUUGUAUUGUUUUUGUUGUCAAUAGCUACACACAUAAAUAAGAUCUACAAACAUUUUUAUACUGAACAUAAUAUCGAAUAACACUAAAAUACUAUAAACCUAAAUGAAGAAGACUCAAAGCUUACGAAUAUCGAAUGGGGAAAAAAAGUCCAAUUAUACAUUUUCCACGUAUCUCAUACGACCAAAAACCAGCAAACGAAAAAUUGAUAAUAACAUCAAAGAAAAGUUGUUUCAAGCCAAAAUUUACACUUAUAAAGCUAAACAAAAAGUACUACUAGACAAUAUCAAAGAAGUGAUCAAAGUGUACACAAAAUGUAUAAAGAUGUCUAAACUAAGUUCUCAGUCAAAAGGCAAAUAUUUUGAAGAUAUUGAGCUAGUGGUGGCUCGGAUCGUGGACGAGGCAUUCGGGUCACGAGCGCAAGCGCACGACAGAAUCGAUGAGGAAACAAUCGAAGGGCGGAAAGAGUCAACGGUUUCGAUGCUCGGGGUGAAUGACAUCCGGGUGUGGGACAGGCGGUCACCGGACGACGAGGUGCUGAAAUCAAUUGCCGAGAGGUUGUUGAUCGUGCACGGGCGGCUUCGGGCGGAGACACGUCGGCUGGCUGCGGACAGGGAACGGCUGCGCUGGUUGAUCGCGCAAUCGGCGUCCAGCGCAGAACUGGCCCAGGCGUUGGACGGUGACCUGCAGGCCACGGGUGUACCGACCGCCGUCUUGCAAAAACGCGACCUGGUCGAGAUCAUGACGCACGUCCGGGACGCCUUGUCUGCGAACCAUAGACACAGGCCGUCAGUGGCCGGAAACUCGUGUUGCGAUCGGCGGCUGCAUAGCUCAAUGGUAAUGCAAGAGUUGCGCGAACUCCGGACGCAGCUGGCGGUAGUCAAGGACAGGUUGAGGGCGGCUGAAAAGGACAAACGUGAUCUGCUAGGUAUCGUGGAGAGAAGCCGAUCGGACCCGACCACGGUUGAGUCACUCCGGGCUGUACUCAGCAAAGAGAAAGAGAAGAAUAAUCACUUGCAAUCGGUCGUCGACGACAUGUUUAUCGCCGUCAGCAGAGAUGCGUGAAAUAGCAUCAACGGUAGUCCUCUGCUUAUUCAAAUUUCUAAUUUAGAUAUCAUCAUUGCAGAUAAAUGGACAGUUGAACAUUGUAAUUUUAACUUAAACUGUCUUAUACUAAUAAUAAAUAUAAAUACAUCAUAAAAUACCUAUA